AUGAACGCAACCGCCGAAAUCCUGAAGGGCAACAACCCCAUGAAGGUUGAACAGAUCUUUGGUCCCGACAUCAAACCUUAUGAGGUACUUGAGUUUGAGUCGAUGCUGCGAUAUGAAGAUUUUCAGAUGUUCAGCGAGUAUGGGUUUCAAAAAAACGGGCGGGUCAUCAUUACAAGGGCACCGGCACGACUAGAUGUAAUGGGCGGAAUUGCGGCACACUGUGGUGCUAACGUCCUUGGAUUGACACUUGAACGUUCUGCGGUUGUCGGUUGUCAGGCGAGGCAAGACCGUCGAUUGAGUGCCUUAAGUUUUGACACGGCGAUACACGGAUAUCAGUCCGCCUUCCAGAUCUCCAUUGACGAUUUCUACACAGAUGGGAACCUAAAAUCCUACGGAGCGUGUCCAAUCGCUUUUCGCGCAAAACCCACAAGCCCCAUGGACAGGAUAUGUCCUCGGCGGGUUUUUCGCACUCCUGAAAGAGGGGCUGAUCGAUUGUCUGCCGCACGGCGUGGCGGUUGUUGUUAA
Molecule: messenger RNA, 525 nt
Organism: Geodia barretti
Lineage: Eukaryota; Metazoa; Porifera; Demospongiae; Tetractinellida; Geodiidae
Source: the annotation of a GenBank genome assembly